Rubroshorea leprosula is the source of this 675-nucleotide messenger RNA. The record is from the annotation of a GenBank genome assembly. NCBI's taxonomy places the organism in Eukaryota, Viridiplantae, Streptophyta, Magnoliopsida, Malvales, Dipterocarpaceae.
AACUGGAAAAUCAUAAUUUACAAAAAUUCUCAAAUCAUCAAAGCUGGGUCAUCAAUAACAUAUCCACAUCGGAGACAAAACAGGCAGAAAUUAACAGAAAAAUCUUAAUUCACCAAUCGCUUGCAAAUCAUCAGGACAAUCACUUAAAGUCCAAGUAGGCAUGCUCAAAUCAAUACAAAAAGAUUAAUAAUCUUAUUUCAAAUCAGUCAUGCUCAUUUCUAGAAAAACCAGGAAAUUCUCAUUAAAAAUCAUCAAAACUCUCAUUUCAGUUUAAUCACAUUCACAUGCUGAUAAAAUCAAUUUAAAAUCAAUUUGAACCUUGCCACCAUCUCAAAAACAGUUUAAAACAUACUUUAAAAUCAAAGGGCUUUACCAUGAUUUACUUACCUCACUCGCACAGAACCGAAGGCUAACCCAAGCGCUACGGUGACAGAACGAUCAAAACCAGGAAACUCCGGCGAGCAGCACCGGGUCCGGCUGGGAAGGAAGCCGACGGGGAGAGGAAUGGAGGAACUCACGGCAAACCAGAAAAAUCGAGAAGCUCUCCACCGGCAAGAGCAGCUCGCGGCAGGGGAAGGAAGAGCAGAACAGAUUCGAGAUUUCUGGGUUUAAUAGCUGGUCUAGAACAAGAAAAGGGGGAGAAAUCCCCAAGUUUUACCGGUGUUUCUGGCCGAA